Molecule: messenger RNA, 2813 nt
Organism: Scophthalmus maximus (turbot)
Lineage: Eukaryota; Metazoa; Chordata; Actinopteri; Pleuronectiformes; Scophthalmidae
Gene: nog1
Product: noggin 1
Exons: 1
Coding region: 1655-2344 (229 amino acids)
Biological process (GO): osteoblast differentiation; negative regulation of cell differentiation; negative regulation of BMP signaling pathway
Source: RefSeq, a predicted model, not a curated record
AGCAGCUGGCUAAGUUCUUCCAUUAAAUUAUUUUUUCAAAAAGAAUGAUUUCUCUGAGCAUGAGCUUAGACAGAUUUCUUUUUUUUUUUUUAAAUUGUGAUACUUUCCAUUGCCCGCCGCUUAGCGAAGCGUUGUUUACACGGGAGUUAAUUUGGCCGGCCGUUAUUGAGAGGGCUCACACUGGCACCGCUACAGGCACAAGUGUUGUGUCCCACCUCCAAGCUGGUAAAUACACUGCAAAAAAAAGAUAGUUGACUCAUAUUCAGGCUUUAAAUUGUGAUAUUUCUUCAAACAAGCGAAAAGUUUCUGCUUAUUAGGGUGAUUUCGCUUGUUUCCUGCACAGAAUGUCUCCUCUUAUUCGUUUCUGGUGAUCUUCUAAACGUGGAAGAUGAAAUUAUUUUACUUGUCUGAAGGUAUCGCGUUGUUUCUGCACUUUAAUUGAAGCCUUGAAACACCUAAAAUAGUCAAACCUGACAUUUUCUAUCCAUUGGCUGCUUGUUAGGGGCUCAAACUAAAAUGCCACCUGUUACUAAAAUGAAAGCCCCCUUUUGUAAUUUUCUGGCGGCAUCUGGUGGUAACGUUGCAAACCGCAACCAACCGAGCGACCGACAGGGGACACUUUAUCAUGUUGUACAGCUGAUUCCAUUUCUGGUUUCCGGCAGCGUCUGAAAAUUCAAAGUGAACACAACAUAUUCUGGACCGUUUAGUUCAACAACCGUAUUCAACACGACGUACAAACAUGGUGUCUCACACGGAGGACGGGUCCACCUCAUGGAACUAUAUUUAACUCAUAUAUGAACGCAUAGUUAUGGACAACAUAUUCAAUUUCUGUGAAUAAGUUCUUCUAAAUACUACACACUGUAGCUUUAAAUAAUAAAGGUUGGAUAUUUCAGAUGCAGGUUUUAUGGCUUUAUUUGAACGACGAACCUUUUGAAUAGACUCGACCUUGACGGAGCUCACAGUGACCGCAGCGCUCAGAGGAGACGGAUAUUGUCCAGAAGAAACAAAAAAAUUCAGAAAGUGGAAAUAUUGAAAUUACAAGUCUCUCAAACGUUUAUUCUGAAAAGUAAAUGUAGUAUUUGGGGUCUGGUGGAAGAUGCAGGGACUCCCAGGAGAACACUCCAGAAAAAAAAAAUUCACCAGUCAUUCCCACUGUGACACUGAUUCAAAGAAAGAACCGACAGGGGGCGUCUCCUCUCCCGGCACACACCACCACCACCACCCCCUCUUGCCCUCAGCCACCCGCCCUUCAUUACGAUGGAAGAAGGAGGUAUGGGGGGGGUCUCCUCCUAGACAACAAACCCACAUUCAAAGAGAGGCACACGAAUUACAUCACGGUCCGUGCCGAGGAUAUAACGCUGGUCGCGGGUUCCACUCUGCGCCUUUUUUUCUGCGACCUGGAGGCAGCAGGAGGCAUCAUGCUGCCGAGGCCGCGCGCACGGAGCCCGAGGAGACAUCUGAGCGUUGCCACGCAGAGGUUCCCCUGAUGCUGCCGCUGCUUCUCGUUCCUGCCGCGGGGUUUUAUUCAUCAUGGCAAUUGGCGGAUUUUAAGAGAGACGCUCGAGGUUUUGGAUACGGCUCGCGCGUAAUUGCGCACAAGAGCGUUUAGCGGCUGCUCCCCGUGCGUGCACCGAACCCACCCCCCCGGUCCGACAUGGAUCAAUCUCAGCAGUGCGUCGCCAUGUAUCUACUGCUGCUGUCUCUCGGACUCCUGAUGGACAGCGGGAUCUGUCAGCACUACUACCUCCUCCGCCCCAUCCCGAGCGACAGCCUGCCGCUCGUUGAGCUCAGGGAGGACCCGGAUCCCGUGUUCGACCCCAAGGAGCGGGACCUCAACGAGACCGAGCUGAAGAGCGUGCUGGGGGACUUUGACAGCCACUUUUUGUCCGUGUCGCCGCCGCCGCCGCCGCCGCCCGCGGAGGACAAGUACACCGGCAACGACGAGCUCGACGACUUCGAGGUGCAGAAGCCCGGAGGCGGCGGAGCGCUGCCCAAGGAGAUCCGCGCGGUGGACUUCGACGUGCAGCUCGGCAAGAAGCACAAGCCCAGCAAGAAGCUGAAGCGGCGGCUGCAGCAGUGGCUGUGGGCGUACUCGUUCUGUCCGGUCGCGUACACCUGGACCGACCUGGGCAACCGCUUCUGGCCGCGGUUCGUGCGCGUCGGCGGCUGCCUCAGCAAACGCUCGUGCUCGGUGCCGGAGGGCAUGGUGUGCAAACCGGCGAACUCGACCCACCUGACGAUACUGAGGUGGAGGUGCGUGCAGAGGAAAGGGGGCCUCAAGUGCGCCUGGAUACCGGUGCAGUACCCGAUCAUAACAGACUGCAAGUGCUCCUGUUCCAGUUAGAAGAGUCUGCAGCAAAAGAAAAACAAAAAAGAAAUAAAUUAUAAGCUCAACGUUAAUUUUUUUUUUUUUGGGGUGAUUCUUCUCUCACAUGCACUACCGAGUGUAGGAAUGUAUUUUCUGUAUAUGCGGUGCCACGCAGCUAUGUAUAACUCCCUGUACAAAGUCAGUAUUAAUUUGUAACCAUGCAGAGUCUACUUUUAUUUGUGGAGAAUAUUUGGUUAUAUAUAUAUAUAUAUAUAUAUAUUGUAUUUAUGGAGAUGUGGCGCGCGCGCGAGAGAGGCCACGUAACGGACUUGUGGCUUUGUUUUCCCAUAUUUGGAUGAAGCGGAUCAACCUCAAGAGUUAUAAACGUGACGUUGGAUCAUCGGUACAGCAGCUGCGUGUCGGUGACUUUAUUGUUUCAUCCUGUAAAUUAAGGAAAUUUGCUAUUUAUUCUUUAUAUUCGUACAAUAAAACGAUACUGAAAUCA